UAUAUUUAGGUAUCUAUGGUAAUUCUCGUAUACCUCUGACUCUGUAGCUCCAUGUUCAAUCGUGCGGGACUUUCUAUAGCUUCCUAUUGGACAACACUAACAAUUGACAUGGUUUGGAAUUCCUUCGCUGUCUUUCAUUUGCAUGCCGACAAACCGACUUGUUUUUAAGUUUCACUGGCGCGAGGAGCAAGCGGUCCAAUAAGGGAAAGUUUUUAAUAUUUUUUAACUUCAAAUUCAAUCAAAAUGAUGGGACACUAUGUGGAACAAUCGCAGCCAGAGGAAGAAAUAUUUCCAAAUAGAGUUUUUCUUGGAGGCUUAGAUCGCAAAUUUACUGAGAUGCAAUUGGAGACCUUCUUCUCCGACCGUGGUUCAGUUAUCGAUGUGCGAAUUGUAUGCGACCGAAAAACCGGAGUAUCGAAGGGCUACGGAUUUGUAACCUUUGAGGAUGUGGAAGUUUGCAAACAACUUAUCAAUCAGGGAUCUAUUGAAUAUCAAGGCAAGACACUUCGAGUGCGAACUGCUAUCAGAAGAAAGGGUCAAGGUCAAUUUGAAGAGGAAAAACUAAAAAAUCAGAAACUAUCUCAACCGCAAGCGAGCAAUGCAGAGAAUACUUAUUACGCAUACCUAUGGCCAACUGCAGAUUGUACACCUUAUCAAUACGCAUUACCAUACCAGAAUGUAGUAUAUCUCCCAACUGUCUUCUUUCAGCCAUGGUCAAGUUUUUAACAUUUUAAAAGAUGCUGUAUUUUGAAUGCAGUGGAAUAAUGCUCUCUUAAAGAAAGUUUUUUCAUCGAUAUUUUUACAUGUGUGACAUAACGGCAACUAUAUACUUUUUACUAUCAUUCUUAUAUACCAAGAUUAUUUCUUAAGCAUGUGAAUGAUGUGAUAUAUUUUUCUAUAUUGGAUGUGAUCCUAAC
Messenger RNA from Dendronephthya gigantea, 917 nucleotides. RefSeq names its product deleted in azoospermia-like. The record is from RefSeq and is a predicted model, not a curated record. The transcript has 10 exons. The coding region runs from base 244 to 726 and encodes 160 amino acids. Lineage: Eukaryota; Metazoa; Cnidaria; Anthozoa; Malacalcyonacea; Nephtheidae. Gene Ontology annotation, molecular function: RNA binding.